Fusarium musae is the source of this 1635-nucleotide messenger RNA. RefSeq lists its product as uncharacterized. NCBI's taxonomy places the organism in Eukaryota, Fungi, Ascomycota, Sordariomycetes, Hypocreales, Nectriaceae. The transcript has a single exon. Bases 1 to 1635 code for a protein of 544 amino acids. The record is from RefSeq and is a predicted model, not a curated record.
AUGUCCCUCGAGUCAGGCUGUGGAGUCAAGAACCUACCGAUUUCUCUCAACCUGGAAUCCUUCCUCGUCAACAUGCUCCGUCAUACACCUGAAACCUUGCCACAAAUCUGGGAAGGCAAUGAGAGGCUACCGAUGUGGAUCGACAUGAUCUGCAUCGAUCAGCUGGACAAUAAGGAGAAGGCGUUGCAAAUUCCACUGAUGCGAGAUAUCUACUCAAAAGCGAGGUCUGUGGUUGUGUGGAUUCAUGAAUACGACAGCUAUCUGCGCUAUGCAUUUCAGCAUUUGCGUCGACUCAGUUCAAAUAAUCCGGACGACGAGAUCCCGUUUGACCCUAUGGGCUGGGAUGCGAUCCGACGCCUGCUUGGUUGCGCGUGGUUCCAUCGACGAUGGGUGAUUCAAGAAUCCAUGCUCCCAAAGACCGCCAUCUUUCUUUGCGGACCGGACUCAAUCUCCAUGGAUGAUGUGUUUCGGGGCAUUGACAUGGCUGUUAAGUCGCUACUUGCGCGACCACGACUGAUGAAAAAGCUCAAGCGUUGCAACACGGGCGAAGUACGGCCUGUGAGGGUGUUGAGAGAGCUCAGGCAAGCCUUCGAAAACGAUCAAAAUCAGUUUGGUCUUUUCUGGCUGAUGGAGCAUCUCCGUUUCACCCGCGCAACCUUUGCUCACGAUCAAGUCUAUUCAUUGCUGGGUGUUUGUAACCCCCGGGAGGCUGAUGCAACUUCGGUUCGAUACGAUCUAGAGCCUGAGGAGGUCUACAAGCGUUCAGCUAUUUUGCACGCAGAUAUACACGGUAACUUGGAGUUUCUCGGCCUCUGUGCUCCUGAGCAGCGCGACGACACCCUCUGCUCGGGACCAACUGGAAACCCAGUUUUGCGUACUUUCGCAGGCCCUUCUUGGGUGCCCAACUGGCACUCACAGAGGCUGAGGCGCUGCUUGGGUCUCAGCCAUAUCGACCACGAUGAGAGUUUCUUCAACGCCUCUGGAGCAAUUCCUUUCAACCCUUCCUUCGAGGGAGAUCAUCUGACAGUCUCCGGAGUCAUGAUUGACAGGAUCAGUUCAAUAGCUGAUUUCUGUCCUCGCGAUAGAGCUCCUGAUUUCUCGGAUGCCAACUCAAAACUGUACCAGCAGUAUCUGGACUUCUGGAUGACUUCAGCGGAUGAACCUGCACCGUAUUCAGAUGCCGUCAGUCGGGCAGAAGCCUUCAUCCGAACUUUGAGUUUAAAUGGGAUUUACCUGGAGCCCGUACCCUCGCCUGAUGAUAUUCCAACUAUUUUCUACAACUGGUGCAGUGGCUCAGCACUGUGUAAGCGGCUAGAGACGUACGGAUUCAAGCCCAAGAGCAGUGGCACGGGGCCUGGAGAAAAAGCUUUUAUCAGAAUGAAGCGUCUCGUAUCUUGGGAUCCAUUCAUCACUUCCAAGGGCUACAUGGGCCUUGGUCGGGAGGGUGCUGCCAUGGGUGAUGAGAUUUGGCUCAUUGGGGGCUGUAGUACCCCUGUUUUGCUUUCCGCUGUCACGGGUGAUUCGCCCCAAUAUGAAGUGAAAGGAGAGGUUUUCCUUGAUGGAUUCAUGUUUAAGGGUCAGUUCGCGAAAUCAAGCCACCAGAGCUCGAAAGUUGAGCGAAUUGUUCUGGUUUAG